Messenger RNA from Vespa velutina, 4921 nucleotides. RefSeq names its product UDP-glucose:glycoprotein glucosyltransferase (gene Uggt). The transcript is spliced from 22 exons. Gene Ontology annotation, cellular component: endoplasmic reticulum. The record is from RefSeq and is a predicted model, not a curated record. Gene Ontology annotation, molecular function: UDP-glucose:glycoprotein glucosyltransferase activity. The coding region runs from base 115 to 4710 and encodes 1531 amino acids. NCBI's taxonomy places the organism in Eukaryota, Metazoa, Arthropoda, Insecta, Hymenoptera, Vespidae.
UCAUAUAUCUUUCGUAGGAUCUCUGUGUAUUCUGAAGUGACACGUGCAAUACGUGGAUUGGUCAUUAUUAUAAAUGUGUUCUCGAUAAUUAAUACGAUUUUUAAUGAACUUUUAAUGAUGUGGAUAUUAGUACUUUUUUAUUCAUUACUUUUCUGCUCAAGAGGAUUACAAGCCGAUAAAAAGAUUAAUAAAUAUGUAACAACGUUGAUUGAUGCAAAAUGGAAGGAAACCCCAUUGGUUCUCGAAGCAGCCGAAUAUCUUAGCGAUGAAAAUGCAAAUUAUUUUUGGAAAUUUAUAGAAGCAUAUUCCGAUAAUGUUGACUCAAUACAAAAUGGCACGGAAAAGGAUCAUUACGAAUUAAUUUUAAAAUUAGCUGGAAAGUAUUUAUCUCCAGCAGAAAUUGCUGUUCUUAAAUUAGGAUUGUCCUUGCGGAUUUAUUCUACACGCGUUGAAAUGUUUUCACAAAUGGCAGAAAAUAAAAAUAUUUCUACUUUAGAAUGUUAUAACGUAGUAGAUAUUGGUGGGAAAUUUACUUGUUCCAUUGAAGAAAUAGAUAACAUAAUAAAAGAGGAUGAAUGGACUAAGAGAGAUACCUACAGUAUAGAUCAUUAUUAUCUGGGAUCUCAAAAAACUGAUAAAGUUAUGAUAAUGUAUGGUCAAAUUGGUUCUCCUAUGUUCAUUGAUUUACACACAAAAUUGAAAAAUAUAGCAGAUAAAAGAGGAAUCAAUUAUAUAUUACGUUACUAUUUAAAGGAUAGACCAGAUAGGAAAUUACGAUUAUCCGGUUAUGGCGUAGAGUUACAAAUGAAAUCAACCGAAUACAAAGCUACAGAUGAUUCAGAUAUUAAAGAUAAUACUGGAAAAAAAUCUGAAACUAACAAUGAUGGAAUUGAAGAAAUAGAUGGAAUCAAUUUUAUGACUUUGAAAACAUUGUAUCCAGACAAGCAUGCUGAAUUAGAAGAACUACAAACGCAUUUGCUUGAAACUAGUCAUGAAAUUGGAGCAUUAAAAGUAUGGCAGUUUCAGGAAUUAAGUCAUCAAGCAGCUGAAAGAAUAAUGAAUUCUCCUACAGAUGAAGCUCUUAAUGUUUUAACGGAUAUCGCUCAAAAUUUUCCAAUGCAGGCCAAAUCAUUAAUAAGAACAAAAGUAAAUAAUGAAAUGAAAAAGGAGAUGAAGCUCAAUCAAGAAAUAUUUUCUGGAAGUUUGAGUAUACAGCCAACCGAUACUGCACUUUUUAUCAAUGGUUUAUUCUUUGAUUUAGAAGCUAUGGAUGUCCUUACACUUUUAGAGGCUUUGAGAGGCGAAUUGCGUGUAAUGGAGGCACUUCAUAAAAUUGGAUUUAGUAGUAAAAAAAUGGGAAAACUUUUAGCCCUUGAUUUGUCUAGUAAUGCGGAUAAUCAAGAAUUUGCAAUGGACAUUAGAGACUCUGCUAUAAUUUGGAUAAACGAUAUUGAAAAUGAUUCUCGUUAUAGCAGAUGGUCACGUUCCUUGACCGAAUUAUUAAGACCAACGUUUCCAGGAAUGCUUCGAAAUAUAAGACGAAAUUUAUAUAAUUUAGUAUUAAUCAUCGAUCCUCUUAACGAAGAUUCAUUGGCCUCGGUUUCAUUAGCACUAUCUUUAUAUUCAUACGUUGCUCCUUUAAGAGUAGGAUUCGUUUUUAUAACUAAUUAUAAUACUUCAGUCACUGGAUUAUCAGAUCCCAGUGUUGCAGUAAAUAAUGCGUUUCAUUAUUUCAUAGAGAGCAAAGGUGCUAAAGAAGCAGUGCAAUUUUUGUUAGGAAUUUAUAUCGGAUCUAAUACCAUAACUGUGGACGAUAUAAAACAAGCUAUAAGAGCAAGAGAUUCUUCUGCUAAUAUAAAUUAUAUUCUUGGGGAAGAGUCAGAAUAUGACGUUGGUCGUCAUUUGGCUAGUGAUUUUGUGAAACGAUCUGGAUUCAAGAAAUUCCCACAAGCAUUACUUAAUGGUGUACCAUUAUCACCUGCUCGUUUAAAUGCUGAUUCAUUUGAGGAAACGGUAUUAGCUACAAUUGUAUCACAAACACCUGCCCUACAGAAAGCAGUUUAUCGUGGUGAAGUUACGGAAGGAGAUGAUGUCGUUGACUUCAUAAUGAAUCAACCAAAUGUUAUGCCACGAUUAAAUGAACGCAUCUUGAAAAUAGAUAAACAUGCAUGGUUGAAUUUAAUUGGAAUUAUUCCUGAGGAUAAGGAUUUUACUAAAUGGAGUCAUCAAGACGCAUCAUCAUGGCUCAUGAAAAAUAUGAAAUAUUUAUUUAUAUCUCGUCGCACUAGCUUACAUCAUUUAUAUUCAUUUUGGAUCGUAACAGAUUUAAGAUUAGAAUCAUCCAGAAAAUUAUUAGAGGAAGCUCUUGUCUAUAUAGAAUCAAAUGCAGACGCAAGAAUCAGUUUAAUCAUCAAUCCGGCGGAUGAUAUAAAUCAUGAAUAUGAUUUAAACAGAAUUGCUCUUGCUGCUUUAAAUUCAUUGCCUAUGGACAAGGCUUUAAAUAUAAUGCACAAGAUAGUCAAAGAUGCUCCAUUUACUGAGGUUGGCCUCGUUAUUUUUUAUUUUAUAAAAAAAAAAAAUAUAUAUAUAUAUAUCUUAAAUGAAUUUGACGUAAUAUUGCAGUAUGAAUCAAUCGAAGAACAUUUGAAAGAUCAAGACGAAUUAUUAGCAUUCCAUGCAUAUUACGCUAAACAAGUUUUAGGAUUAGAAAAAGGAGUCACGACUGUCUUAUGUAAUGGACGGAUGAUUGGCCCGUUAGAUACUAAUGAAGAAUUUACUAACGAAGACUUUUCACUUUUGGAACGAUUUAGUCACAGUACAUAUGGAGAUAAAUUAUUUAAAAGUUUAAUUAAACCUCAGUCCGAGGAUGAUGAUGAUUAUGAAAAAACUGAUAUUACGGAUGACAUGAUAAUGAAAAUCACUUCACUAUUGGUUCCACGACCACAAACACGUAAUCGAUUUGAUGUACCUUUUCAUGGCGAUGAGCACAGCGUUAUCAAACUUUCACCUGUAAAUCCAGACGAAGUAACAUUCGAUUUAAUUGCAAUUGUCGAUCCUGUAUCACGGGGUGCUCAAAAGUUAGGUCCAAUAUUGAAGACAUUAGAAAAAACUUUGAACUGUCAUAUUAAAGUAUUCCUCAAUUGUUUAGAUAAAAAUAGCGACAUGCCACUGAAAAGUUUCUAUCGUUUUGUACUCGAUCCUGAACCACAAUUUACAACAGAUGGAAAUUUCAAUGGUGCUAUUGCUAAAUUUACUAAACUUCCUACUUCAUCCCUAUUGACACAAUACAUUCAUGCACCAGAAAAUUGGCUCGUGGAAGUAGUAAGAAGUGUCUAUGAUUUAGAUAAUAUUAAAUUAGACAAUGUUGCGAUAGGCGUUCAUAGUGAAUUCGAAUUGGAACAUCUAUUACUCGAAGGUCAUUGCUUCGAAGCAGUAAUGGGAAAUCCGCCAAGAGGUUUACAAAUUACAUUGGGAACCGAGAAACAACCUGUAAUGGUUGAUACUAUAGUUAUGGCGAAUUUAGGAUAUUUCCAGCUUAAAGCGAAUCCUGGUGAAUGGCAUUUACGUUUAAGACAUGGACGUUCAGCAGAGAUAUAUGAUAUUACUACUGUUGACGGACAGGAUGUUAUUCAAGAUGGCAAUAAUGUAAAAGUUUUAAUAAGUUCUUUAAAAAGUCACGUUCUAAAAGUAAAAGUUUCAAAAAAACCGGACAAAGCUAAUAUGGAUUUACUCUCGGACGAUGAAAAAAAUUCUGGCUUAUGGAAUUCUAUUUCCAGGACAUUCGCUACAGGAGAUGAAAAUGAAGAUCAGGAUGAAAAAUUAAAUAUAUUCUCACUUGCCUCUGGUCAUCUUUAUGAAAGAUUUUUAAAGAUCAUGAUGUUGAGUAUUAUCAAACAUACGAAGACACCUGUGAAAUUUUGGUUUUUGAAAAAUUAUUUAUCACCUACGGUGAAAGACUUCUUACCGCACAUGGCAAAAGAGUAUGGUUUUGAAUAUGAAUUAGUUCAAUAUAAAUGGCCACGUUGGUUACAUCAACAAACUGAAAAACAACGAACAAUUUGGGGAUAUAAAAUAUUGUUCUUGGAUGUAUUGUUCCCAUUGAAUGUUAAAAAAAUCAUAUUUGUCGACGCCGAUCAAGUCGUAAGAGCUGACCUGAAAGAAUUGGCAUCUUUAGAUCUUGGCGGUGCACCUUACGCUUACACACCAUUUUGUGAUAGCAGAAGGGAGAUGGAUGGUUUUAGAUUUUGGAAACAAGGAUAUUGGAGAAAUCAUUUGCAAGGUCGUUCUUAUCAUAUUAGCGCCCUUUACGUUGUAGAUUUGAAAAGAUUUCGUCGUAUUGCUGCGGGAGAUCGAUUAAGAGGACAAUAUCAAGCUUUAAGCCAGGAUCCAAAUAGUUUAUCUAAUUUAGAUCAGGAUCUUCCUAAUAACAUGAUCCAUCAAGUAGCAAUAAAAACUUUGCCACAAGAAUGGUUAUGGUGUGAGACAUGGUGUGACGAUUCGUCUAAAAAAUAUGCCAAGACUAUAGAUUUGUGUAACAAUCCGAUGACUAAAGAAGCAAAGUUGCAAGCUGCAAUGCGUAUUUUACCGGAAUGGGUGGGAUAUGACGAGGAGAUAAAAGCGUUGCAACAAAAGAUUGAAAAUGAAAGUAGACAAAUGGAAAAGGAAGAUAGCGAAUCGAGUGAAGAUCAUACGAAACACGAAGAGUUGUGAAGUUAAAUUGAAAUGAAAUAGAAUAAAUAAUCUAGUUUAUGACUUUUUCGAUGAUUCCAAACAAAAAAAGAAGAAGAAGCAACCAAACAAACAAACAAACAAACAAAAAGAACUAUUAUUCACUUUCUUAAUAAGUCUAUAAUUAUCAGAACAUAAUCGAUCGUGCCAUUUAAAAAAAAAAAAAAGAAAAAAGAAAAAAAAAAUGAACAAA